Messenger RNA from Benincasa hispida (wax gourd), 1902 nucleotides. The record is from RefSeq and is a predicted model, not a curated record. Lineage: Eukaryota; Viridiplantae; Streptophyta; Magnoliopsida; Cucurbitales; Cucurbitaceae.
AUUUUCUCCUUUCUCUCCAUUCUCUCUUCAUCAUUAUUUUUCUUCUUGAAUUUUUCUUACUAGCCAUUGCUAUUUUCAAUAGGUGAUCGUGUUUAAUAAGAACACACAGUCACCGCAACCAUGCCUGCCGGAGGAUUCUCCACCGUCACCAAGAAUGGCGGAACAGAGUUCGAGGCCAAAAUCACUCCGAUCGUCGUCAUUUCCUGUGUAAUGGCGGCAACCGGCGGCCUCAUGUUCGGCUACGACGUCGGUGUUUCAGGAGGAGUUACUUCGAUGCCGGAUUUCUUGAAGAAGUUCUUUCCGGUGGUCUAUCGAAAGACGCAGCUGAAGGAAGAAAUCGAUAGCAACUACUGUAAAUACGAUAAUCAAGGCCUUCAAUUAUUUACGUCGUCGCUGUAUUUGGCCGGUUUAACGGCGACUUUCUUUGCUUCCUACACCACCAGGAAGCUUGGAAGAAGGUUAACGAUGUUGAUUGCGGGCGUCUUCUUCAUUAUUGGAACCGGCCUUAAUGCCACCGCUGAAAACCUCACGAUGCUCAUCGUCGGCAGGAUCUCGCUAGGCUGUGGGGUUGGGUUCGCCAAUCAGGCAGUACCACUGUUUCUAUCGGAGAUAGCCCCAACCAGAAUCCGUGGAGGAUUAAACAUACUAUUCCAGCUUAACGUCACUAUAGGCAUUCUCUUUGCAAAUCUGGUCAACUAUGGCACUGCCAAAAUACAGGGCGGGUGGGGUUGGAGGCUGUCGCUGGGUUUGGCCGGAAUUCCCGCCGGCCUCCUAACUCUAGGGGCUCUGAUGGUAGUGGACACUCCCAACAGCCUCAUAGAGCGCGGCCGUCUGGAGGAAGGCAAAGCGGUGCUUAGAAAGAUACGUGGGACUGAUAAUGUGGAACCAGAGUUCUUGGAGUUGGUAGAGGCCAGCCGUGUGGCUCGAGAGAUAAAGCACCCUUUUAGAAACCUCCUCAAGCGAAGGAACCGCCCCCAGCUCAUCAUUGCUAUUGCCCUGCAGAUAUUUCAGCAAUUUACAGGCAUCAAUGCGAUUAUGUUCUACGCUCCAGUCCUAUUCAACACACUAGGUUUCAAAAGCAGUGCCUCAUUGUACUCGGCCGUCAUCACCGGAGCUGUCAACGUCGUCUCCACAGUCGUAUCAAUCUACUCCGUCGACAAAAUCGGCCGCCGAAUGCUGUUGAUUGAAGCUGGAGUACAAAUGUUCAUUUCCCAGUUGGUGAUCGCCAUAAUUCUAGGCAUCAAAGUUAAGGAUCACUCGGACGAUCUAACCAAAAGCUUUGCAAUAUUAGUCGUGGUCAUGGUUUGCACCUUCGUCUCUUCAUUUGCAUGGUCAUGGGGGCCAUUAGGAUGGCUGAUCCCAAGCGAGACAUUCCCAUUGGAGACUCGCUCUGUCGGCCAAAGCGUGACUGUUUGUAUCAAUUUGUUAUUUACAUUCGUUAUAGCUCAAGCCUUCCUCUCGAUGCUUUGUCAUUUGAAAUUUGGGAUAUUCUUGUUCUUCUCCAGCUGGGUUUUGAUUAUGUCAGUAUUUGUGUUGUUCUUGCUGCCAGAGACUAAGAAUGUACCGAUUGAAGAAAUGACAGAACAAGUUUGGAGACAACAUUGGUUUUGGAGGAGAUUUGUAAGCGAGGAUGAAAUUGAGGGAAAGAAAGUUGGUGCAAAGUAAAACACCGAUGGUUUUGGACCUUCCCUCGAGUUGUAAUGCUUUAGAGUGUGUUUGGUCCAAGGAGUUUGGGAGUAGGAGUUCUAAAACUCUACUCCUUGUCUGGCACAAAGAGUUUGUAGGUCCCAUUACUAAAAAAUAUAAUUUUAUUCCUUAUCAAUUCCUUGCUGUGAGUCCUAUGAAUUCACAACUAUCUAGACUUUAUAAUUACUUCUAAACACUCCUAUAUAGUUUCUUGAA